UAGGCGCGUGCACACACACACACACAGAGAAAUAAAUGAGUGGCUGGCACAAAGUCUGUUCAGAGACCUGAACCCUGGUCUCUGAGUCAGACAUUAUUUUAUUCACUCCACCACAGUUGUCUGCCGUGCUUUUUUUCUGGGGACACAGUGGGACGCACACCCUGAAACAUUUUGUGAAUUUUAAGUUUGGCCUCACUGAGGGGCAGUAGUUCAAUAUGAGUAGGAAGAAGAGAGUACCCCUAAACAUUUUUUAAGGGGAAAAAAGGCACUGGUUGUCUGUAUAUCUGUGUACCUCUUUGGCUGGAGAGCCAAACAACACACUUAAAGAAAAAAAAGGUAAAGGACCCCUGACAGUUAAGUCCAGUCACAAACGACUCUGGGGUUGCAGCGCUCAUCUCGCUUUACAGGCCAAGGGAGCCUGUGUUUGUCCGCAGACAGUUUUUCCACGUCAUGUGGCCAGGUUGACUAAGCCGUUUCAGGCGCAACUGAACACCGAAACCAGAGCAGCUCUUGGAUCGGCAAGCCCAAGAGGCUCAGUGAUUUAGACCACAGCGCCACCCGCGUCCCUUAACAACACACUUAACAUUACCUAAAUGUUAAAACGUGAAUGUCUUCUUGAUGGUGGGCAACUGCAUUUUGAUGUGGUUUCAGGUUUACCAGCAAUUAGGUCUAUGGUGUGAAGCAGCUUGUUCUUCUUAUUUCUUUUGUGUGUCCCUCUCUGAUGUGAUUGCAGAAGCAAAUACAUACAGUAUUAUCCUAUAUUCAUGUCCCACAGGGAAACCAUGCAGAGAACUCCUGCCAUGAACAUGUUUGUGUGCAUCUCUGUGCAAAGGAAUUUGAAGGUUGCUGGACCAGUACCUGCAGAUCCCUGGGUGCCCACAGGGAUGGGGAUUUGCCAGGGCAGCCUUCCAAAAUCCAUCAAGCCCUUGAAACGUGAACUACAAGAGAAGCUGCAGAGUCCCAUCAUCAUUUUUAUGGUAGGUGGUCCAGGUUGCGGCAAGCAGAUACAGGGUCACCGGCUGGCCAGCAAGUAUGAUUUCUACCACGUUGGCAUCGGAGAGCUGCUGCGAGCGGAAGCCAGCAGGCCUACCCGGAAAGGAAAGACCAUUAGGGACAUCAUCCUGAAAGGGGCUCUUGUGCCCUCGGGCUACAUCUUGGAACUGCUUACUGACAACAUGCUAAAAGCCGAAAACGUCAAAGGAUUCUUUGUUGAAGGCUUCCCCCGGGAAAUCCAUCAGGCCAAACUAUUUGAAGAAGUGGUGGGGCGUGCACCCAACAUCGUGAUAGUGCUUGACUGCUCAACGGAGACUAUGGUCCAGCGACUGCUGAUCCGAAGCCAGAUGGGCGAGAGGGUGGAUGACCAUGAUAAAAUCAUCCAGAACCGGCUUGACACUUACUAUACACUGUGUGAGCCCGUCUUCACCCACUACCUACAGAAAAGCCUACUUCGGCAUGUAGGUCUCAAGAGAACUUGGCUGGGCCCCCUUCCUUGUCCUUUCCCACAGAACCCAGGCCUGGAAGUCCUGGCAACUUUGCAAGAGGGCAGCUUAUUUGCUUCUGAUGUGGACAAGCAGCCAAUGCAGUCCUUUCAGAAAGACUCUCUCUUGCUUGUUAACAGGGCCAUUUGAAAGGUUGCGUCCAAUAGGCAGUGAGGCGGGAAGCAUUAAGUCAAAAGGGCAGGAGGUUGGAAACAGCCACAUUAGACCCCAAUCUUCUUAUUUCAGGGAGGAGGUCUUCCAGAAAUGCUUGUGAAAAAGUUGCACUAGAAUGCAAAAUCUCAAAUGCACUCACUCCUCAACCAAGUAAUAGGAUCAUAAGCACAAGGGCCCUCUAGUAGAUCAUUUGCUACAAUUCCCUUCCUUGAAGCAGGAUGGCAGAUAUCAAAGAACUUAAAAGGAUGCUGUCCUGUUCAUCCUUGACUACGCAAAAUGAUUUCCCCUAACUUCUUCCAGUUUGCCACUAGCAGUUUCUCCUGAUUUUGAAUGUUAAGUGUCAAAGCGCAGUUUAUCUUGGACACUCAUCAGAACUGCCAAGAAGAAGAGCUGGUUAGGUACUGCACCAGGUCUGCUUCUUGCUCUAAAGAAGCCACUGAAAGCUGCUUUCCAGGAGCAGCUCCAUCUGAUGGGAGCUGCCAGGGCGAGUUGCCCCACUCCCCUUAGAUGCCCAAGGGCAGCUGAAGAAUGACAAGGAGACACCCCCCUUCUAGAAGGGAGCAAAGCCCCAUCCAUGCUGAUGACAAAAGGAAAGACUAAGGCAAGGUAUAAAAUCUAGUUGGACGUCUUUACCAAAGAAACUCUUACAAAAUAGUGAGAAUGCUUUUGAGCUCUCCAAAAUUCUUCCAUUAGGCUCGUUGUUAAGCAAUGCAGGGGGUAGGAGAAAAAAAAGUUGGCUCGAUGGAAUAUAAACUUUGUGGCUACUCCGUUGGUGUUAAAUAUGUUAACUCCUGCAAAACUUCAGUUCAAUCGGAUUAGGCUCAAUUUGAUAUUGAUGGGUUUGAAGAUGCACCUCAAUAUAUUACUCAACUGGAUUUUUGCAUCUCUUCUUAUAGGUCAACAAAGCUUUCUUUGCUUUUUUCUGCAAUUCUAUCAGAUGUGAAUUAAGCCAAACCUAAUCUAAGCAGAAAGUAAACGUCUUGCUCUAGGGCAGCUGGGGUCAAGGAAGAUUUUUGUCUCCCCUGUUAGCUGUUCCAGUAGAUGUGGCCUGAUUUGCACAAGACCUCUAUAGGAACCAUUAAGUUAAACUGAGCAAAGAGGCUACAGUUAGGGACACAGGUUUGCGUGUUCUUUCACCCCAUGAGUGGGGGCACAGAACACAUUUGGCCCCCACAGCAAUUUGCUUCUUUUUCUUUUCUUUGGGACUAUCCCAUGGGAAAAUUUUAACAGCUGCACCAAGGUCUAGUGAUGGCCAUACCUACUCCAAGCCCUCCUAAAACUGGGCAGGCUUCCUUUCAUUGUCCAUGUCUACCCCAGCGUGGGGGUGGGUCAGCAGCAAGUGUUGUUUUCUGCUGCGUGCUUGGCAUAAUUCCUUAUAAACAGAGGCGUGCUCAGGCUUUCUAUACCCGGUGGUAGCAACAGAAAAGUCUCCUCUGUAAGUAGCUGGCUCCAGAUGUGCCCAAGAGCUCUUCAUUCCAUUUAUUUCCAGAUCCUUGGGGAAGAACCACCAGACACCAUUUUUACCAAAUCCUGCAGUGUAGUCGAUGAAGUGAUAAAGGCAGCUACCACUAAAUAAAGUGCAAAGCU
Molecule: messenger RNA, 3239 nt
Organism: Podarcis muralis (Common wall lizard)
Lineage: Eukaryota; Metazoa; Chordata; Lepidosauria; Squamata; Lacertidae
Product: adenylate kinase isoenzyme 1
Biological process (GO): nucleobase-containing compound metabolic process
Molecular function (GO): ATP binding; nucleobase-containing compound kinase activity
Source: RefSeq, a predicted model, not a curated record